This is a messenger RNA of Galendromus occidentalis (western predatory mite), 798 nucleotides long. RefSeq lists its product as uncharacterized. Gene Ontology annotation, cellular component: plasma membrane. The coding region runs from base 1 to 798 and encodes 265 amino acids. Lineage: Eukaryota; Metazoa; Arthropoda; Arachnida; Mesostigmata; Phytoseiidae. The record is from RefSeq and is a predicted model, not a curated record. The transcript has 5 exons.
AUGCCUCCGCGGAAGAAAGUUGUUCGGAAGGGACACUCGAAGAGAAUAAAACGCUUCGAAGAAGAGUUCGAUGACUAUGGUCUCGAUCCGAACGCUACCAUCACCGUUGAAGAGCUCCUGAACGAAAGGAGGCAUCUGAUGGCGGCGACGUUUACAGCAUGCUUCACUCUCUUUUUCUGGAUCAUUGCAAUCGGAUCCUCAUAUUGGGUGACAAUCGAUGGCGGUCCCGACGGCAUCUACAUGAAUCACACGAAGGUGACAUAUUUUCAUGGUCAUAUGGGCUUGUUCCGGAUGUGUCGGUCGGUGUUGCGGCAUGCUUGGAUCGAUGGGAAACCUUCGGAAGAGGGCGUAAAAGAAGAAUGCCGAUAUUUCUACGUGAGUCCAAACAAGGUAGACUACACCACCGACUCGAUGUUGGAUCGGACUAUUCUAGAGUACACUCGCUCCCAAAUCGGAUUUUGCUGCGUCAGUAUACUUCUCAUACUCAUGGCGAUCGCAUUUUCAAUGUACACUUUCACCCAACCUCGAUACAUGUUCAAGAGAUUAGCUGGCGGAGUGCACUUCAUCACAGCUGGAGUUAUGUUGGUCAUGAUUGAGAUCGCGUCCAACACCGCUCAUUAUGAACGGGAGCAUUUCCACAUGCGACAUCCAAUGCACGCCUCGUGGUCCUCAGGCAUUUCGUAUUUUCUGGCGUGGAUGUGUUUGCUCACGUUUGCGGGGGUGGGAACGAUGUUCAUGGUGUAUUCGAGAAAGCGGAAGCUCGAUAUUGCAGCUGAUCGAGACUUUUCUCUGAGCUAG